Messenger RNA from Sitophilus oryzae (rice weevil), 2719 nucleotides. It is a transcript of the gene Stt3B, whose product is annotated as dolichyl-diphosphooligosaccharide--protein glycosyltransferase subunit STT3B. Gene Ontology annotation, biological process: post-translational protein modification. Gene Ontology annotation, cellular component: membrane. The transcript has 12 exons. The record is from RefSeq and is a predicted model, not a curated record. The coding region runs from base 90 to 2411 and encodes 773 amino acids. Lineage: Eukaryota; Metazoa; Arthropoda; Insecta; Coleoptera; Curculionidae. Gene Ontology annotation, molecular function: dolichyl-diphosphooligosaccharide-protein glycotransferase activity.
ACCCGUUGGCCGUCAGCCAAUCAGAGCCGGCCGACUGGACGAGUUGGUAACCUCUUCGUGUGUGCGUGUCAUGUUUUUAGUUGUCAAAAAUGUCUCAGGCCGGCACGAAAAAAGGGGCUGUUUCGAAAAUUAACAAAAAUGUAGCCAUAAAUAGUCUUAUAGUUUUCGUAGUUUUAUUAUUAGCGUGGGUGGCGGGCUUCGCCUCCAGACUUUUCGCCGUUAUACGGUUUGAAAGUAUUAUCCAUGAAUUCGACCCGUGGUUUAACUACAGGGCCACAGCCUAUAUGGUAAAACAUGGGUUUUACAAUUUUUUAAAUUGGUUCGAUGAGAGAGCGUGGUACCCUCUGGGCCGUAUAGUCGGGGGUACCGUUUAUCCAGGCCUUAUGUUAACAUCGGGCAGUAUACAUUACAUUCUGCACUUGUUACAUAUUAAUGUACAUAUUAGAGAUAUAUGCGUCUUUUUAGCUCCUAUUUUUAGUGGUUUAACAGCUAUUUCAACGUAUUUUUUAACGAAAGAAUUAUGGUCUACUGGAGCUGGACUGUUUGCAGCCUGUUUUAUAGCAAUCGUACCAGGGUACAUAAGUAGAUCAGUAGCUGGGUCAUAUGAUAACGAAGGCAUAGCGAUAUUUGCCCUCCAGUUUACGUAUUUUUUGUGGAUUAAAUCUGUGAAGACUGGGUCGGUGUUCUGGGCAGUUGCAGCAUCACUUUCAUAUUUUUACAUGGUGUCAGCAUGGGGCGGUUACGUAUUUAUAAUCAACCUAAUACCUCUCCACGUUUUUGUCUUGCUCUUGAUGGGAAGAUUCUCGAACAGACUGUUCACCAGCUACACGACGUUCUACAUUUUGGGCUUGGUAAUGUCCAUGCAGAUACCGUUUGUAGGGUUCCAGCCGAUCAGAACGAGCGAACACAUGGCCGCUGCGGGGGUGUUCGCGCUGCUCUUCGCCGUCGCCGUUUUGAAGUACCUCCAGUCGAUGCUGUCCAAGUCCGAGUUUAAAUCUUUGGUCAUAUUCGGAGGCCUUAUAGCGGCUGCGGUUGUGUUUGUAACUGUGGUUCUCUUGACGUAUGCCGGGUACAUAGCUCCUUGGAGUGGAAGGUUCUACUCGUUGUGGGACACUGGCUACGCAAAAAUUCAUAUUCCUAUCAUCGCCUCAGUGUCUGAACAUCAGCCUACAACGUGGUUCUCGUUUUUCUUCGAUCUGCACGUACUAAUCCCCACUUUUCCAGCUGGUCUGUGGUACUGCAUCAAGAACGUCAACGACGAGAGAGUCUUUGUGAUAUUAUACGCCCUGAGCGCUGUAUAUUUUGCUGGCGUGAUGGUUAGGUUAAUGUUAACGUUGACUCCAGUGGUGUGCAUGCUAAGUGGGGUAGCGUUUUCCGUCAUACUAGAAUUGUUUGUGAAAGAUGAGGACAGUAAUUCGCAUCCUGAUACUGAAAACGAUGAAACGUCGCAUGGUGGGAAACGUCUAUAUGAUAAGGCUGGUAAAGUACCCAAAAUCAUCAAGCACGAGUCGAAAGAACAAGACGCCAUUGGUCCUAACCUCCGUAGUAUAGCUGCGGUAGUCUUUGUUCUUUUACUGAUGCUGUUCGCAGUGCAUUGCACUUGGGUAACCAGCAAUGCUUACUCGAGUCCCAGUAUAGUACUAGCGAGCUACGGAAGCGACGGUACCAGGCAAAUUUUAGACGAUUUCAGGGAAGCCUACUUCUGGUUAUCUCAAAAUACUGCGGAUGACGCUAGAGUUAUGAGUUGGUGGGAUUACGGUUACCAAAUAGCCGGGAUGGCUAACAGAACUACCUUGGUGGAUAAUAACACUUGGAAUAACAGUCACAUAGCUCUGGUGGGUAAAGCAAUGUCGUCCAAUGAGAGCGCGGCUUACGAAAUCAUGACGGCGCUGGACGUGGAUUAUGUUCUGGUCAUUUUCGGAGGUGUCAUAGGAUAUUCCGGUGAUGAUAUUAACAAAUUCCUGUGGAUGGUUCGUAUCGCCGAAGGGGAGCAUCCCAAAGAUAUCAAGGAAAGCGAUUAUUUUACAGAACAUGGCGAAUUCCGCGUAGACGCUGAAGGUUCACCAACCCUGUUAAACUGUCUGAUGUAUAAAUUGAGUUACUACAAAUUUGGAGAACUGAAGUUAGAUUAUCGUACCGCUAGUGGUUAUGACAGGACCAGAAAUGCUGUCAUAGGAAAUAAGGACAUUCAAUUGACUUAUCUGGAGGAGGCUUACACAACUGAACAUUGGCUAGUGAGAAUAUACAGGGUUAAAAAGCCAGAUGAAUUUAAUAGACCUAGGAUACCAGUCGCAAAUAGAGUUAUUAAGUCUACGUUUGUUUCAAAAAAGAACUCCAAACGUAAGAAGGGCGUCAUCAAGAAUAAACCUGUCAUAGUGAAAGGCAAAAAACCGGCAGUAAAAACACAGUAGAGUCGUCAAAGGAGAUCGAAAUAAGAAAGUACAAUACAAAAAGAAAUAAGAAAAAAACUAAUAUUUUGUUGUUAUUGUUUAUAUAAAGACACUUGUUCGGAAGAAACUGAAAAAAUGUACUGAUUUUAUGUAAAACUCUCUUAAUUUUUGUUACAUUAUAUUUGAGUGUAAGUUCACUAAAACCUCCAUUUUAUUUUCUUAAAUAUUUCAAGCAUAAUUUUACUUGGAACAGCAUAAAGAAAUCUGCAAUCUCAACCAGAUUAUCACUUCUAACAAUUGUGUUUUACUAUAAUUUGAUUAACUAAAAA